Molecule: messenger RNA, 1491 nt
Organism: Leptosia nina
Lineage: Eukaryota; Metazoa; Arthropoda; Insecta; Lepidoptera; Pieridae
Source: the annotation of a GenBank genome assembly
AUGACAACAACACAAAAAUCAGGCGGAAAUCCCAUAAAUAAAGAAGUGAAAGUUUUUAUUUCAUCGAAAGGUGAUAUUUUCCAGCGAGUUGAUAAGAUGUGGAAGGCAUCAACUGGUGUGGCGCCACCACCCCCUGCGGAGGUAGAUGAUUGGGAGACAGAUCCUGACUUUGUAAAUGAUGUAACUGAACAAGAACAGCGAUGGGGACCUGGUGGAAGACAUGUUGAAGCUAUUGAUAUGGCUAAACUACGCGAAGAAGUUUUAGAGGCAGAUAAACAAGCCAAAAAGAAGGAAUAUGAGCAUGGACCUAAACCAUCUUUUGGUUAUGGGGGAAAAUUUGGUGUUCAAACAGACAGGAUGGAUAAAUCCGCUAUGGGACACGACUACAUUGGAAAGACAGAAAAGCAUGUGUCACAGAAGGAUUAUAGCCAAGGUUUUGGAGGCAAGUUUGGUGUGGAUACAGACCGAGUUGAUAAGAGUGCAGCGGGCUGGGACCACAAAGAGCAAGUGGAGAAACAUUCGUCCCAGAAAGACUACGCGGUCGGUUUUGGGGGCAAAUUCGGUGUACAGACAGACAGACAGGAUAAGUGUGCUGCAGGAUGGGAACACCGCGAGACGGUUGAAACUCAUCACUCGCAAAAGGACUAUGCAAUUGGUUUCGGCGGUAAAUUUGGGAUUCAAAGCGACAGACAGGACGCAUCUGCUGUAGGCUGGGAGCAUCACGAACAGACACAGAAACACGCCAGUCAGACUGACCAUAAAAAGGGUUUCGGCGGCAAAUUCGGCAUAGAAACGGACCGGGUUGACAAGUGCGCACACGCAUUCGACGAGGUGCAAAAGGUCGGGACGAACUACACGAAACAGAAGCCAGACAUUGGUGGGGCGAAGCCCUCCUCUAUACGGGACAAGUUCGAGAAUAUGGCCAAAGAAAAGGAACAGGAAGCGCUAAAAUCUGUACAAAGGAUAAGGCAAGAAAGACAACAAAUAGACAAAAGUUUAUCGGAUAAGGAAAAAGUACGCGUAGCGAAAGAAAAAGAAAAGAGCCCAGAAAAGCAAGAACAAGAGAAACCGGAGAAAGAGAUUAAAGUGGCAGAGAAACAGAAUGCGGACUUAAUUCCCUCUGAGACGGUGAAAGUGGUCGAACAGGCUGAGGAGGUAAAACAGACCAGCGUCAACUUACCUGACGUCACUCUCACUGGAGACACCAAAGAGCCACAGGAUAAAGAGGAGAUGUCCCGUCAACCGACUAUUGUGGUCUCUCCCGUGGGUUGGGAAAGCGAGUUGGCGGCUGAUGGGGACAAUGACGACGAUGAUGGUUACAUUGCGAGGGCCCUUUACGACUACCAAGCGGCUGCCCCUGAUGAGAUCUCCUUCGACCCUGAUGAUAUCAUCACUAAUAUUGUUAUGAUCGACGAAGGCUGGUGGCAAGGACUGUGCAAGGGCCAAUACGGCCUUUUCCCGGCCAACUACGUGCAAUUACAGGACAAAUAA